Messenger RNA from Styela clava, 4399 nucleotides. Its product is annotated as paxillin-like. The record is from RefSeq and is a predicted model, not a curated record. Lineage: Eukaryota; Metazoa; Chordata; Ascidiacea; Stolidobranchia; Styelidae.
GUGUCCUAUUUUCAGAAUUUGAAAGCCAUAGUCUGAUAGUGCUCACAUAAACACAGUAACAACUUAUUUCAGUAUUUUAUCAUCAAGCAACAUUCGAAUAUAGCGACAGACGAAAACGGGAACAGAAAAUCUGUUUGAAUCGUCUGCUUUCCUGUUUUUGGGGUAACAGCACUGCAAUAACUUUGACUAGAGGAGCUGAGGAUUGAUUUGAACUAGCUCUUUGAAUAAAUUUGUUGUUAUUCAAAAUCUGUUUCACAGGAACAGAUCACAUUUGUGAAAAAUUAUACCAUUUAAAAGUUGGGAGAUGGAGGAUUUAGACGCAUUAUUACAAGAUCUUGAAGCUACUAUACCUCACCAACUAUCAGCUAAACAACAAACUUCACUUUCACCAAAUGAUGAAACAAAUAAUAAGGAUAUUAUUCUGAAUAUGAAAAGCCCUGUUUCAGAUAAAGAGAAUUCAAUUAAUCAACCUAACAACAAUCCACCAACAAUGACGGCGUUACAAAGUAAUUUAUCUGAAUUAGAUUCACUUUUGAAUGAUUUGUGCAAAGCUGAACCACCGCCUCAAGAGUAUAACACAAAUCCAAAGAAAUCAGAAGAAAGCAUCGAUGAUUUAUUACAGAAAUUGCAGAGCACAACACCGUCCACUAAUGACACCACAAAAGCAUCACCUACUGCGUCCUCUGCCACAAAAGAAUUAGAUGAUUUAUUGGCAUCACUUGGUGAUUUUAAAGUACCAGAAGCAGAUGACAACAGGGGUUCUGGAAGUGCAGCCAGUGAUAAGAGUGAUCCACCUUAUGCCAAACCGGAUAAAUCACGAUCAUCAAAACCUACGUCACCUAAAGAUUCUAUCAGUACAAUACAACCAACCCCUGUCGCACAAACAGCUCAAGUUUCAUCUGCCAUUGAUCUCGAUUCUAUGCUCGGACAAAUAAAUACUGAUCUGAGUAAGCAAGGUAUAAGAGCAGCAUCAAAAGGUGAUUGUGCUGCAUGUCAAAAACCAGUUAUGGGAGAGGUAACUACGGCCCUCGGAAAAGUUUGGCAUCCUGAACAUUUUGUUUGUGCAGUUUGUGAUGAGGAGAUUGGUGUUAAUACAUUUUUCGAGAGAGAUCAGAAACCAUAUUGUGAAAAAUGUUAUCAUUCUCUGUUCUCACCAAGUUGUGCUUACUGUAACCAACCAGUACUAGGGCAAUGUGUUACAGCGCUAAACAAAACGUGGCACCCAGAACAUUUCUUCUGUGCUCAAUGCGGAAAUUUCUUUGGAGAUGAAGGAUUUCAUGAGUACGAAGGACGAGCAUAUUGUCGCAAGGAUUAUUACAACAUGUUUGCACCUAAGUGUGGAGGAUGUGGAAAACCUAUACUUUCCAACUACAUAUCUGCAUUGAAUUUCCAGUGGCAUCCUGAAUGCUUCGUAUGUAGGGAAUGUUUUGCACCUUUUACUAACGGAAGUUUCUUUGAAUUGGAUGGAAAACCAUAUUGUGAGACUCACUAUCAUUUACUGAGAGGUUCUCUCUGCUCUGGGUGUCAGAAACCAAUAACAGGUCGGUGCAUCACAGCGAUGGGAAAGAAAUUCCAUCCUGAGCAUUUCGUUUGUGCUUUCUGUCUCAAACAACUCAACAAGGGCACAUUCAAGGAGCAAAACGAAAAACCAUAUUGUCAUCAGUGUUUCCAGAAGCUCUUCAGUAGUAUGGUGCUCGGAUAGAUACAAUGAAUAUGAAGAAUUUAAACAGUCAAAACCCGAGGUUACGGUUGGCCUGUUCGAUCCCCAGAUAUGGUCUGAUUCGAUAUAUGCUAAACCUGUCGUGCCAAAUUUGAGAGUGUGAUGCAUAAGCGAUUAUCGUUUGUAACUGCCCUAUUUGUUAUUUUGUCGUUCAUUGUAUUUGCGGAAUCUGUAUUCUGAAGGAACUGGAUAUGAUAAUCUAAACAUUUUACUAUGAAAAAUUUAUCGUAGUUGAUUGGGUAUUUGCAUAUUGUUAAAAUAUAAUAAAAUGUAACAAUAGUUCUUCUGCUUUUAACUAUACUGUAUCACUCAUAUUGGGAAAUAAAAAAGAUUUAAUGGCAUGUGCUAGGGAUGGCCUAACUUGAAUACUUUACUAUUCUGAAUACACAUUCGAAAAAAAAUUCAAAUUUGGAAUAUCCUAUAUACAAUAAAUUGGGAUCAACAGAGAAAUUCGUUGUAAAUUAAUAGAAAUUAAAUUUAGUUGCGGAAUGGUGUCAGAAAUUAAGUGAAGUUCACUUCGUGUCUUACCAUCAGAUUUCAAAUGUUCAAAACGCUAAAUUUUCAAAAAUAAUUAAUCUAAUUUCUUUCGAAAACCACAUAUAUACUGUGUCAAAUAUAAUGAAUUUUGAAUGCUUUCGAAUUAUCAUUUUGAACAAUCUUACUUUUGGAGAAGUGUUCAAUGUAAAUGGUAGUUUGUGUUGCCCAAAUUAUGUCCACCUUCUUCGGAGCUAUAUCAUGCUACUAAUUUUUAAUUUUUUCAGCAUUUUCUUUUGUAUUGAUAAUGUACUUCUGUUUAUUACCGAUGAGUGGGACACAUAUAGAAAUGUAAUAGAAUUAUAAGCAAGUAUCCCAUUAAACUUAGUGAGAUUUCGAUUUUUUAAUUAAAUUUGGGCUGUAGGUGUCCCUUUUAAUCAGUCACAUUGACCGGCUUUGUUAUCUAUUAUUUUUAUAUAAUUUUUUUUCGUUAUCUUAAUUGCGUAUGGCGCAACCAAUGAAAAGUGGGUAUUUCUGCACAGAGAUCAGUUUUCCGAGAGACUGCGGUGCUUCUCCAUUCAUUCAAAUGAUGCGCUCAUUUUUGCAGUACACUGUCUGCCGAAUGUUUUCAUUCUUGUUUCAUAAAGUUUCAUUAAUUCAGUUUGAAUAAUAAGACUUAGUAAAUGUAAAUAACUUCAAUUUAUCAGUCAAUGCCACACAUUUAUUUAUUAGACUUGGGUUCGAAAACUUGGAAUGUAAAAUUAAAACAGUAUUUCAAAUAUUUCUGUAUUGUUUACAAUUUCUCAUGCCUCAUUAUUGUCUUCAUGCUGUAAAAAUAUUGCGAGUUAGUAUGUGCUUGGAUUUUUAUGCUUGUUUUUGACCAAUUUUUUUGGCUCUUUUGAUUAGAUUGGAUCGAUGUACUACUGAAUUCUUUGCAGAUAAGGUUACAGAUUAAACAUAUUGGACUCUUUUAUGCCUUUUAUUAAAUAUGCCCCAUAACCGAAUGCUAGGUUAUAAUAUAGUUAGAUCAUUCACAACUGCCCAUGUCUAAAUGGUGUAAAUUGCUUUUUACAAUAUUAUUUUGUAUAAGAUUGUAAUUCAUUUUAUUAUGGUGUUGUAAAUCUCAUGCAUAAAUAACAUGCUUUUUGCUUUUUAUAUUUUUUUGCUAUUCCUAUUUAGUCUUUACGCUUUGUUUUUGUUGUUUUUGAUCAAGCAAUGAUGCUGCGAGAGCAAUCUUCUUUAGCUUUGCAAUGAAAUCAAAACGUUUUUUUGAAAUGCUGAUCAGAAAUUUUCAUUUUCCAGUAUGUAGUGAUAAAUAAAACUACCGGUAAUUAGUUUUCUUGUACAAAUAGGGUAAUUAUUCAAUAAUUCGUUUUUUUUUAAAAAUUAUAUAGGUAAUGUAGACUUGUUUAUUUUCCCUAAUGUACCUUUUUGUUCAAUAAAAAGAAUGCUCAAAUAGUCAAAAUUGAUAGCAAUACCACAUCAGUGCAUAGUUUUUAAAAACCCUUUCUAUUGAAAUAUGUUCAUUUAAAAUACAUUUUCAAGUAAUAUCUAUUAAUUGAUUUCCUAUGGGCAAAAUAUGAGAUUUUUUUAUGAGAGUGAUAUGGAAAACAGUUGGUAUUGUUGGUUGGAAAUCUCUUUUUCUCCCAUGUUUGGUUUGGUUUUUAUCAAGACCUUUUUUUGUUAAUUCUAACAACCGCCUGGAAUUGUACACUGCAAGAUUUGUUAAGAGUUAUAAUGAAAUGAACCUUCAAAAUUGCCCUUUUUCCAUUUACUGAUUCGAUGUUACGAAAUUUUCAGCUGUUCUGAUGAAGUUGGUAUUUUGGUUUCAUUUCUCUGUUAUGUGCUAGAAAUAAAAUGAAUGUUUCAAAAAUGGUCUGUACAAAAUUCAUGGAAUACAAUGUAAAAGUCAGUUGCAACGAUUAAUUGAAUUAUUUGCGAAAUAUUGAAACAGUGAUGUCACUUCUUUUAGAUUCACGAUUGCUACUGACACAAAAUGCCAAUCCUUAAAUAUCAGCCGAUUUAAAAUAUUUUAGUUCUGGUUAAGGUCAGGUCGGCAAUAACCUUGCAUUGGAAUACUGCUAUUAUAUAUAUAUAUUCUUGAUAAUGCUUAUAAUUGAUUUUUUUUCGAAUAAUUAUUAUGUAUCUAAAUAAUUUAACAAACACACAAGAUUUGGUGGAAUGAUUAAAAUCUAUACAAUGAUC